Syzygium oleosum is the source of this 1558-nucleotide messenger RNA. RefSeq lists its product as uncharacterized. The record is from RefSeq and is a predicted model, not a curated record. NCBI's taxonomy places the organism in Eukaryota, Viridiplantae, Streptophyta, Magnoliopsida, Myrtales, Myrtaceae. The coding region runs from base 310 to 1368 and encodes 352 amino acids. The transcript has 2 exons.
AGCAACCCAACCCCACAAAAAAUUGCAUACCACAACAAAAACAAAUGGGGGAAGAUCUCCAUCUCUCCACAUGACCUGGAUUUCUCACACCACCUCCUCCUCCUCCUCCUCCUCCUCAGAAAACCCUAAUUUCACCUCUCCUUCUGUAGUAUUCUCCUCUGUCUCCAUCUCUCUCUCUCGCUCUCUUCUCCCUCGAAUCUCCCAAAGACAUGGAAAUUCAGAGGUUAGAGUGCACGUAGAUGGAUUUGCAUGUUGUGCCGAUUGAAGAAUUGUUCUCGCCGAUGAGCUGGAGCAUCUGAUCAUAAGGGGAUGAUGGAGGGUAAUCUAUGCGAUGUCAAUCACUUGGAUGCCGAUGUGCUUUUGCCCCCGAGGAAGCGUCUGCUCGCAGGACUGAAGAGGCAGAAUGGCGAGAGCGAUUGUGCUUCUCAUGCCUCCUGCUUUGCCUCGUCGUCAUCAUCAUCACCGUCAAGUGUGUUCGAUGCUCAUCUGAAUAAUUUGUUGCGUUCUCAUGCCGGCGAGUCUGACCUUUCACCUGAAGAAAUUGUGGAGGCAUCAAAAUCAGCAGCUGCAUCUAAAGCUAAAGCUGCAAAGGCUGCGAGAGCUGCAGCGGAAGAGAAGGCCGCCAUUGCAGCAAAGGCAGUGGCGGCUGCCAAAAGCGCUUUGGAUUUGGUUGCUUCUUUUCCAGAAGAAUUAGGAAACAAGGACAGGACUCUAAAAAGGAAUAAGCUGCAAAAGCAUGUUCCAGUUCACUCUUUGUACAGAAAUCAGAGGGCUGUUGAAAGUUGUGGGGAAGACGAAGAACUCGCACGAAAGCUGCAUCGAGCUAUAAAUAGCUCUCCUAGGAUUUCAAAGAAUUCAUCGAGCUCUGACUCUAAGGGUCAGAGGAAGAGACCCAGAAUCUUGCCUAAUCUAGAUGAGGCUAGGGUUCCAAAUGCAGGUGUAGUACCGGGGGAGAUUUCACCCAAGUGCAACGGACAUGCUGUAAUGGGUGAGAUAGAUUCUGAGGGAUCUACGUAUGAGGUGAACGUAACUAAGGUGGACGAAAAUUGGGAAUCCAGUCGGUCGAAGGAGAGAGUUUGGGAUGAUGGGUGCAGUACUGGUAAAAAGAGGGGAAGAGUGAAGUUAAAGAAGUUACCUUUGAGCAUCUGUACUUCUAAAGAUCAGGCAAACCCGAAGGACGAGUCGAACAGUAGACGCUCCCCAUCGAGUGAACAGAAGACGGGCAAGCCUGUUGCUGGCAAUGUGCCUUUGUUUUCUGUAGAACCUUCUAUGGAUGGUGUGAGGCCCUUCGAGACCACUCCAAUUUGGAAGUGUCAGGAGUUUAAGGCUCCCGCCUGUGUCAAACAAAAUAAAGUCGUGCAGUCGUAAUGUGCGAUAAGCAAAUUUUGUUUGUGACCGUUAUGAUAAGAGUCGAUAGCUGAAAUAGAGGUCCCGAUAUACGUUUGAGAGAACGACCUUUAUUUGAUUUUUUUGACCUUCUUUUUUGCUGCUUUCCCUUUGUUUGUAAUCAAUUGAACACAUGCAUGUAUAUUACUAUUUGUAUGUUCUUUUGCUUGAA